GUUGAGCGUCAGGCGGGGGCCGUGUGUCAAAACGCGCACCUCCUGCUCACAGCUGCGCUCUUCACAACCAAACUUUUUCUUUUUUUCUCUCUCUCAUGCGAUUCAGCGAGCUGCGACCCUUGGACAAAGUUAAUCCGAGRCAAGCCUACUCAACAUGUUUUCAUCUGUCUUUUGUGUUUUACGAAACGAAGCCAGCCCAGAUGCAUCUUUUGGAGCUUAUUGUUUUUUUCCCCACGCAAAUCAUUUGAAAAAUUGAUGAAGUAAUAUUUUCUCUCCCGAGUCGCACUUUCUGAAGAGGCAGAACAAGUGGAUGGAAAGCGGGACGCCUUCACGACCCCAGAGCUCAUUAUGAUGAACAAAAGGCCUCAACAAAAAGAAAUGCACACCCUGAAAAUUAAGGAAGUCCUUAGAACAUAAGCAGUUUAUGUGACUCAGCAUCACAGUGCAGUUUUACGCUUCAUGUGAUAGCAUCAACUUCCUCCUGGUGGAAAAUAACUGUGAGGCUGAAGCAUCACCUACAAGAAGGAACACAAACAACCGGAAGGCACUUUAGGACGGUAACUCACGAGAUUGGCAGAACCUAUUAAGUGGCAGUGUGGGACAUAAUCUUCAGACAAGAAUGAGGAUCAAAUACACCAUGCCCAUCGUCUUCUUCGUGGCACUCGUCAUAAUUGAGAAAGAGAACAAGAUAAUCUCCAGGGUGUCCGAAAAAAUCACGUUAAAGCACAUCCCCCAAGACCCUCAACAGCCAAGUGGUUUAGACCACAUUCUGAAGCACAAUGCCUCCUUCCCUUCCCUCAGCAAGGAUGCUGUGCUGAUAAAGCGGCGCCUGGAGAACUACAGCGAGCACCAAGAGGUGAAGAAAAGAGGAAGRAGACAUGUUCUCCUGCUGGCCACCACCCGGACCGGCUCCUCGUUUGUGGGCGAGUUUUUCAACCAGCAGGGCGAGAACAUGUUUUACCUGUUCGAGCCACUGUGGCACGUGGAGAAGAUGCUGACUCUGGACACCGGGGGCACCAAUGCAACCGCGUCUGCCAAGGCGUACCGCGACGUGCUCCRGCAGCUCUUCCUGUGCGACUUCUCCCUGCUGGAAAGUUUCCUAGAGCCCCCUCCUGUGAACCACGUCACCGCGGCUCUUUUCCGCAGGGAAUCCAGCAGCUCUCUGUGCGAGGAGUCCGUCUGCAGCCCUGUCGUCAAGGGAGUCUUUGAGCGCUAUCGCUGCAGAGCAAGACGCUGCGGGCCCCUCAACCUGACUAUGGCRUCCGAGUCUUGCCUCAACAAGGAGAACAGGGUCAUCAAGUCUGUCAGGGUCCGCCAGCUCGAGAAUCUUCGCCCKUUAGCCGAGGAUCCACGACUUGACAUCAGAUUCAUCCAGCUGGUUCGGGACCCUCGGGCCGUGCUGGCCUCACGCAUGGUGGCCUUUGCUGACAAAUAYAAGAACUGGAAGGAGUGGGCCAUGGGUGGGAGUGUGUCUCUUGAUUUUGCAGAGGUAAUGAAGCUGAAGGGGAACUGUGACAACAUUAGAUUGUCCGCAGAGGUCGGCCUCAGGCAGCCGCCGUGGCUGCGCGGCCGCUACAUGUUGGUGCGCUACGAGGACAUCGCUCGAUUCCCCAUGAGGAAAGCAACAGAGAUGUACAGGUUUUCGGGGAUCCCCUUCACCCGACAAGUCAAAUCUUGGAUUCUGAGGAACACCCAGGCCUCUAAGGAGACCAGCGGYGUGUACUCCACACAGAAAAAGUCCUCAGAACAAGUGGAGAAAUGGAGGUUUAGUCUGCCGUUCAAGAUAGCCCAGGUGGUACAGAGAGUGUGUGGGCCGACGCUGAAGCUGUUUGGCUACAAACUUGUCAGCAGCGAAGAGAUGCUAACAAACAAAUCUAUAAGUCUGAUUGAGGACAAAGUGUUUAAAUCUUUAUGGACUUGAACGAGAAUGAACCUGUCAUGAAAAUGCUGGAAAAUCAUUUUUUUAAAGAACCAUAUUUAUUAGGAAUUUUUUUAAUUCUAAUCCAGAGCUUUAUAUUUUAUAAUGAGCUUCUUCAAUUUUUUUAUUGUUCAUAUAUAACAUGGCUUAAUGAGAGAAUUUAGAAGUUUUUAAAUUAAAGUUUACUAUUAAAGCAAGAGCAUUUGGAACAACUGUUAAACUAAAAUUGAAACAAACAGAGAAAAAAAAGGAACAAUUUGUAUGUUUAUGUUUUGCACUGGACUCUUUUUAUGAAAUGCUAAUGCUGCUGUUGUGUCUGCAGUUGGACUACUUUUAAACCACUUAAUCUAAAACCAUAAACUUGUUUAGUUACUGCCUUAAGGUCAACAGGGGAAAGGCCGAUGUCUUGCCAAUACUUUCUUUUAAGAUUAGUUAGUGAUGCUUCAUGCAAAAUGUGUUUAAUUGUUCUUGUUUUAAAACUGGUUGAAUGUCCUGUUCUUAUUUGCUGCAGCAGUUUUUGCUUAUGCCAUUUAUUUUUGUUUGAUGUAUGUAAUUUAGUCAAAAGUGGCUUGAGAGAUGUUUGGAUCCAUCAGCUAAAACAGGUGUUCGUACAGUUCGUAACAUUCCAACUGCAGCUGGUUUGCAGGAUUGUGUGAGAUUUAUCGACAGCUCUCUGUCUGUWGACACAGGUCGUCUGGCGGCUGAUGAAAAAAAGGCACCGACAGAAUAUUUACCAGUUUUGAGUUUCUUUUUUUUUUUUUGUGCAUUUUGUCUGCUGCAAUAAAUCUAACUUUACAACUACAAAA
Molecule: messenger RNA, 2724 nt
Organism: Austrofundulus limnaeus
Lineage: Eukaryota; Metazoa; Chordata; Actinopteri; Cyprinodontiformes; Rivulidae
Product: carbohydrate sulfotransferase 3
Exons: 4
Coding region: 620-1921 (433 amino acids)
Biological process (GO): carbohydrate metabolic process; N-acetylglucosamine metabolic process
Cellular component (GO): Golgi membrane
Molecular function (GO): chondroitin 6-sulfotransferase activity; N-acetylglucosamine 6-O-sulfotransferase activity
Source: RefSeq, a predicted model, not a curated record